AUGAUGACACCUAUUCCAUCUUUGUUUGCUAUUCUGAUUUCAUCGUUAGUAAUAUUCACAGAUAUUAAUGCUAAUGAUGGUCAUCAACAAGAAUGGUUAGCCAACCCUCAUCAUAAUCGAGUUCAUUUAUUUAAAAAAUGGCUUGCAAAUAAAGCAAUUGAUGCACGUGCCGCAUCAUCACCUUAUGACGUUUUACAUCCAACUCAUCAAUUUAAAGGUUGUAUUGAUCCAUCAGAACCAUUUCAAUGUCCACAAAGUGAACGAUGCAUUGCUCUUCAAUUUAUUUGCGAUGGUAAUCCAGGUGAUUGUCCAGGAAAUACUGAUGAAAACGAAGAAACAUGUAUCGCAGCUAAACGCCCAGCUAAAGAAAAUAUUGAAAAAUUCCUUCUAGCUGAAUAUCAAUUACAUGGUUCAAAAUUAUUUACAUUUUUAUUCGGUGAUAAAAUUUCAAAAAGUAUUGAAGAAAACAAUGCAUAUUGGUUUGAUAUAUUAGCAUCAGCAUUUUCAGUGGCAAAAACAAUUACUAGUUUUGCUGAAAAAACACAAAUGUCUAGCGAUGACCUUGCACAUUUUCAAAAUGUUGUUCAAAUGAUACAUGAUGGUCGAUUAGAAGAAAUACCAGUAUAUGGUCAAGAAGCUGUCACUCAAGGUCUUGGCUCAUUGAUUGAAAAACUAUACGAUUCUGGAUUUAUGGAUCAUUAA
Adineta steineri is the source of this 702-nucleotide messenger RNA. The record is from the annotation of a GenBank genome assembly. Lineage: Eukaryota; Metazoa; Rotifera; Eurotatoria; Adinetida; Adinetidae.